Molecule: messenger RNA, 6723 nt
Organism: Neomonachus schauinslandi (Hawaiian monk seal)
Lineage: Eukaryota; Metazoa; Chordata; Mammalia; Carnivora; Phocidae
Gene: ANKRD52
Product: ankyrin repeat domain 52
Exons: 28
Coding region: 81-3311 (1076 amino acids)
Molecular function (GO): protein binding
Source: RefSeq, a predicted model, not a curated record
GCCUGGGCCGCCCCGUGUCCCCGGUGGAGCCGCCGCCGCCGCCGCCGGGAGCUCGAUGCGGACGGAGCCCGGGCCGGGCCAUGGGGAUCCUCAGCAUCACGGACCAGCCGCCCCUGGUCCAGGCCAUCUUUAGCCGAGAUGUGGAGGAAGUGCGUUCCCUCCUCUCGCAGAAGGAGAACAUCAAUGUACUGGACCAAGAGAGGCGGACCCCAUUGCAUGCUGCUGCCUACGUAGGCGAUGUCCCCAUCCUCCAGUUGCUACUGAUGUCAGGUGCUAAUGUCAAUGCUAAGGACACACUGUGGCUGACCCCUCUUCAUCGCGCUGCUGCUUCCCGAAAUGAGAAGGUGCUGGGACUGCUGCUGGCACAUUCAGCAGAUGUGAAUGCCCGGGACAAGCUGUGGCAGACCCCGCUGCACGUGGCUGCCGCCAACCGGGCCACCAAGUGUGCUGAGGCUCUGGCACCCCUGUUGAGUAGCCUCAACGUGGCUGACAGGAGUGGGCGCAGUGCCCUGCACCAUGCAGUGCACAGUGGGCAUCUAGAGACGGUGAAUCUGCUCCUGAACAAGGGAGCCAGCCUGAAUGUCUGUGACAAAAAGGAGCGGCAGCCUCUGCACUGGGCAGCUUUUCUAGGGCAUUUGGAGGUCCUGAAACUGCUGGUGGCACGGGGCGCUGACCUCGGCUGCAAGGACCGCAAGGGCUAUGGGCUACUCCACACAGCUGCUGCCAGUGGCCAGAUUGAAGUGGUGAAGUACCUGCUCCGGAUGGGGGCUGAGAUCGAUGAGCCCAACGCUUUUGGAAACACAGCUUUGCACAUCGCCUGCUACCUGGGCCAGGAUGCUGUGGCUAUUGAGCUGGUGAAUGCAGGAGCCAAUGUCAACCAGCCGAAUGACAAGGGCUUCACGCCACUGCAUGUGGCUGCAGUCUCCACCAAUGGCGCUCUCUGCUUGGAGCUGUUGGUCAAUAACGGGGCUGAUGUCAACUACCAGAGCAAGGAAGGGAAAAGUCCUCUGCACAUGGCUGCCAUCCAUGGUCGUUUCACCCGCUCCCAGAUCCUCAUCCAGAAUGGCAGCGAGAUUGAUUGUGCCGACAAAUUUGGGAACACGCCACUGCACGUGGCUGCUCGCUACGGACACGAGCUGCUCAUCAGCACCCUCAUGACCAAUGGCGCGGAUACCGCCCGGCGCGGCAUUCACGACAUGUUCCCUCUGCACUUAGCUGUUCUCUUUGGAUUCUCUGACUGUUGUCGUAAGCUUCUUUCCUCAGGUCAGCUGUACAGCAUUGUAUCUUCACUCAGCAAUGAGCACGUGCUUUCAGCUGGGUUUGACAUCAAUACGCCUGACAACCUUGGCCGCACCUGUCUUCAUGCUGCUGCUUCUGGAGGGAACGUUGAAUGUCUUAAUUUGCUGUUGAGCAGUGGAGCUGACUUGAGGAGGAGAGACAAGUUUGGAAGGACGGCCCUGCACUACGCAGCCGCCAACGGCAGCUACCAGUGUGCGGUCACGCUGGUGACGGCGGGCGCGGGCGUCAACGAGGCCGACUGUAAAGGCUGCUCUCCGCUGCACUACGCCGCUGCCUCUGACACCUACAGGAGAGCGGAAGCCCACUCACCUUCCAGCCACGACGCUGAAGAGGACGAGCCGCUGAAGGAGUCCCGCAGGAAGGAGGCCUUCUUCUGUCUGGAGUUCUUACUGGAUAACGGUGCAGACCCCUCCCUGCGGGACAGGCAGGGCUACACAGCCGUGCACUAUGCAGCCGCCUACGGCAACAGACAGAACCUCGAACUGCUCUUGGAAAUGUCCUUUAACUGCCUGGAGGAUGUGGAGAGCACCAUUCCAGUCAGCCCUUUGCACUUAGCUGCCUACAAUGGUCACUGUGAAGCCCUGAAGACACUGGCUGAGACGCUGGUGAAUCUGGAUGUAAGGGACCACAAGGGCCGGACCGCGCUCUUCCUGGCCACUGAGCGAGGCUCUACUGAGUGUGUGGAGGUGCUUACGGCCCACGGCGCCUCUGCACUCAUCAAGGAGCGCAAACGCAAGUGGACGCCCCUGCACGCUGCUGCUGCCUCUGGCCACACUGAUUCCCUGCACUUGCUGAUCGACAGUGGGGAACGAGCUGACAUCACAGAUGUCAUGGAUGCCUAUGGACAAACCCCACUGAUGCUGGCCAUCAUGAAUGGCCACGUGGAUUGUGUCCAUCUGCUGCUAGAGAAAGGAUCCACAGCUGAUGCUGCUGACCUCCGGGGCCGCACUGCCCUCCACCGUGGGGCAGUGACUGGCUGCGAGGACUGCCUGGCCGCCCUGCUGGACCACGACGCAUUUGUGCUGUGCCGAGACUUCAAGGGCCGCACCCCCAUUCACCUGGCCUCAGCCUGCGGCCACACUGCCGUGCUACGGACCCUGCUGCAGGCCGCCCUCUCCACGGACCCCCUGGAUGCUGGCGUGGAUUACAGUGGAUACUCGCCCAUGCACUGGGCCUCCUACACUGGACAUGAAGAUUGUCUGGAGUUGUUACUUGAACACAGCCCGUUUUCAUACCUGGAGGGAAACCCCUUCACUCCUUUGCACUGUGCAGUAAUUAAUAACCAGGACAGCACCACAGAGAUGCUGCUGGGAGCUCUGGGUGCCAAGAUUGUGAACAGCCGAGAUGCCAAAGGACGGACCCCUCUUCACGCCGCUGCCUUCGCGGACAAUGUAUCUGGGCUCCGGAUGCUGCUGCAGCAUCAAGCCGAGGUGAACGCCACGGACCACACUGGCCGCACCGCGCUCAUGACGGCGGCUGAGAACGGCCAGACCGCUGCUGUGGAAUUUCUGCUGUAUCGAGGGAAGGCAGACCUUACUGUGCUGGAUGAGAACAAGAACACUGCCCUCCACUUGGCUUGUAGCAAGGGCCAUGAGAAAUGUGCCCUCAUGAUCCUGGCAGAAACCCAAGACCUUGGCCUUAUCAAUGCUACCAACAGUGCGCUGCAGAUGCCACUCCACAUUGCUGCCCGGAACGGUCUAGCUUCUGUGGUGCAGGCCCUGCUGAGUCGUGGGGCCACAGUGCUGGCUGUGGAUGAAGAAGGUCACACCCCAGCGCUGGCCUGCGCCCCCAACAAAGAUGUGGCAGACUGCCUGGCCUUGAUCCUCUCCACCAUGAAGCCUUUCCCACCCAAGGACGCCGUCAGUCCUUUCAGCUUCAGCCUGCUCAAGAACUGCGGCAUUGCGGCGGCCAAGACGGUGGGUGGCUGUGGCGCCCUGCCCCACGGGGCCUCCUGCCCCUACAGCCAGGAGCGGCACGGCGCCAUCGGGUUAGACGGCUGCUACUCGGAGUAGCCCCCCUUCAGUGUCCCUCCCCCUGCCGGUGGCUUGAUACCUUAUUCUAUUUAUUUAGAAAAAGUCUAUACAUUUAGGGCACUUUAAAGGAGAACACGACUGGGUGGGGGGGACGGAGGGGGGGAAGCACUGGGGAGCAGCUGCUCACCCCUUUGCCACACCAUCCUGGCCUGGCAGGGGUCUGGGACUGACAGGGAGCACCCCAGGCCCUUGGCACCCCCAGGGCAACCCCUUCUGCCAAGUGUCCCCAAAUGAUUGCUAAAUGCCUGGCUACCCUCUCUUUUACCCCAUCUCUCAGUUCCCCCUUUCUGCUGCCAACUCCCCCCACCCCUCCCCUCCCUUUGCCUCUCCUCUCUGUGUCCCCCUCCCCCUGCCCCUGCCCCUACUGCCAGGCAGAUCCCUCCUCUUCUUCCAUACCCAUCACUGCCUCCCUGCUCGGCUGGCCCCUCCAUCCCCGCAGCAGUGAGAAGCCUUAAUUUCUGGUACUGUGUGAGCACUCUGGGGGUGUCCCCCUCCCCCUUCAGGGGCAGCUAGUGGAUGAGGGGGGAGGGUAUUUAGCACUGGGGCCUGGAGCUUUUCCCCCACUUCUGUACCCCGUCACCCCUAAAGUUCAAAUGCAGAACACUUGAAGCAGCAACUACUGUACCUGGGCCCCAAUCCUGCACUCUCCCCUGGCUCCUCAUAUGCAAAUCAAGGGCUGGUUCUGCCCCCACAGCCUGCUCCUCCUCCCUGACUCCCUUCCACUCCCGGCCUGGCCCCCUAACCACGCACUUUAACCUUGCUUCUUUCUUUUAACUUCUUUUGGGAGGGCAGAGCCUGUGGCCAUUCCCUCCCUGGCUCCCCUCUCCCUUAACUUUGAGGCUUGUCAUGAAUUUUUAAGUAAGCAUUUUAUCCUUUAGGGGAAGAAACAAAUUAAUUUCCUGCCCAUUUCAAAACCACAGCCCCAGUAUGUCCUGUGUGUUUCAGGCAUGUGUUUGCAUGUGUGGGGAGGGAAGGACCAUGUUCUUCCUCCUGUGCCCCCCCAAACCCAUAGUUCCUCUGUGCCCCCACUGUCCGUUAUGUCCAAGAGUACCCACUGCCCCCAGUCACUCCUGAUCUGAAGCCAAAGAUGGUGGGAGGGGCAGGGCAGACUAGGGACCGUGGCUACUCGGGACCCCAGCUUCCCCUCCGGUGUGAGGAUGAAGCUCUGACCUAGAGAGCGAUGAAUACACACGCUGAGGCUUGGUCCCUGUCCUCCCGGCCGCGGGGAGAGAUGGGAUUGAGCUAGGGGCUGCACUGAGAAGAUCCCCAAAAGCCAAACUGGGCCAGAGUGAGGAGGGGGCAGUUUUCUCUCUAAAUGUAGCAUUGAAUUUGGCCCUGGUCCCUUCCAACGCCCUGUCCAUCCAUCUCCCAGCUAAGCCUCCUGGACAGUUGGAUCCACUCCCAUAGCCCAGUGUUCCCUUCCUCACACUCAAUACCUCAGCCAGGGGCCAAGACACAGAACUUGAAUAGAGGUCAUGCCCCCUCCACCCCCACAGUGCAUCCUUGCCCAGUUUGGCUGCCAUCAGUAUUGUCCCCUGAGAACUGGACAGGCUUCGUUUACACAGUACAGGGUUCCGCCUCCCUGGGGGAGCCCUCAGUCUCCUUCCCCCACCCACGCUUGCUUUGUUCACGACCUCACCCACUUUUCAGUUGUGUCCCCUGCAAGUCUUGCCGCCUUCGCCAAGGAGGGGCUGAGGGGAGAGGGGGGGGCAUCCCAGGGACCCCUCCCUCCCUACCAGAUACCCUUAACCAUACCUCAUGCUGGUUCCCUGAAGCCUGGGGUGUUUGUCCAAGUCCUUAUUUUUUUUGUUAUGGUCUCUCUUUAUCCCGUCUGUCUGUGUCUUGCUUCCCCCAACCCUCAGUUCCUAAACCAUUUCAAAGCUUCCAAAUGACCAUUAUUGGUGAGAAGGAUUGUGCAGCUUUUAGUUUUUAGGUUUGUUUUCAAAGCCAAAGGGCCUUGCGACGCCCCUCUUGCCCACCUCCCUUCACGCCCUGUCCUCCCCUAUACGACAAUCAAUGUGACCUCUCUUAAGGGCUGCAGCCCCCCGCCCCCAACCCUGCUGGUUCUGCAAAGCUUGCCCCUAACUUCAGCUCGCUCUCCUGAAAUCUUCCCAUUCCACCCCCUCCCUCUCAUUUUGGUGCUGGGAAUUAGGUGAUGGGGGCAGGGGGAGCAGAGCGGUGGGUCCUCCAGAGAAGACUCUCGGGGUAUCAGUCGUGUUCUCCUUUAUCAGGCGAUGUUUGGCGAUGACAGGAAGAACCUGAGUAUUUGUCAGGAGCCCCAUUGUUUUGCUAGAUGAGAUUUCUGGUGGCUGCCUCUUCCCCUGCUGCCCCUUCAGCACAUGGUCAGCAGUGCUGGGGUAGGCCGGGGGGAUCCUUGGCCCUCCUCGUGUGGCUGUGAGGGGGUGUGGAGGACGCGCAGCCUCCUCUCCUUAUGCCAAAGGAAAUCCCACACCCCACCCCGGGCUCCCCAGCCCCUAGUGUUUUUUGAAGUGUUUUGACCAUUCUCAUGGCCACUGCAUAUUUAUUUUAAUGUUAAGAUUUUUUUUUUUAAAACCUCUUUGACUUAAACGGGUGUGGAGAAAUAAAACAGGCAGAAUGCCCCCCAAUCUUAAGGGGUAGGGUGGGGAGGAAACACCUCCUUCCCUUCGCCCUCCCUCUUCCCUCCCCCUCUCCCCACCGCAGCUCUAAAGCACUUGCUUCAAGUAAUAAGCACUUUUGAGAAAAGGCCUAUUUUACGUGAGGACCCUGGGAGCAGCCCCAGGUCCCAGCAAAGGAGACAGAGCGAGGGCUACAUAGGAGACAGGGAAACAGGCUUGUGAAUCAGAGGGCGAGUUGAAAAGAGCCAGUUUUUAGUUUCUGAUUUUUGGGGAGACGUUUCUGAUUGGGCGGUGGCUUUGGUAGGGUUGUGUACUAUCCUUCAGAAAAACAAAUGGCACAAACUGUGGGUCCCAGGAUGGGCCAACAGACCCGGGUCACUGCCACUGUCCAACUGAGACUGACGGGCCACCUCCCCCGCUGUGGCCCCCUGAGCCAUAGGACUGCUGAAAACCACUGAAUGUACAGCCCAGGUUGGGGUGGGGAGCAGCCCCUGGGGGAGGGGGCUUCUCCUUCUGUUUGGUGCUGUGGGGGGUGGGAGAGAUGAGACUGAGGGACUGCCACCCCACUUAGACAUGUGUUCCUUGGGGUGGAGGGGCUGAGGAGGGCCUACCUCCCUCUCCAACCCCAGCAUGGCCCCUCUUCCUUCCUCAUCCCUAUCCGUUUUGACUGUAAGUCCAGCUCACCUUUGCCUUCAAUAUGUAACCAAAGGAAAACUCAAUACUGUUUCCACCGCUGUCUGCCCACCCGAGCACCUUCUUACUCCCCGGACCUAGAAGGGAGGAGAGGCUGGAGG